Molecule: messenger RNA, 999 nt
Organism: Saxophila tyrrhenica
Lineage: Eukaryota; Fungi; Ascomycota; Dothideomycetes; Mycosphaerellales; Extremaceae
Exons: 3
Coding region: 1-999 (332 amino acids)
Source: RefSeq, a predicted model, not a curated record
AUGAGUUUACAAUACAUGCGUGAUGUUUUCACGAACAAAGUGUCACCCCCGAAAGACACUCGACCGUCGUUCAAGGGCCGCAAUGUCAUAGUUACUGGUGCUAACGUUGGGCUCGGGUACGAGACGGCCCUCAAGUUUGUCCAGCUAGGGGCGGACAAAGUCGUCCUGGCGUGCCGCUCCCUGUCCAAAGGCGAGGAGGCCAAACGCCGCAUCGACGCCCAGACGAAGAAGCCACAGUCGACUGUCGUCUGGCAGCUCGACAUGGGCAACUACGACUCCAUCAAAGAUUUCGCAGCUCGAGCGAACAGCGAGCUUGAUCACCUGGACAUUGCCUGCCUCAAUGCCGGGGUCAUGAGCAUUCCGUUCAAGCAGUCGGACUACGGAUAUGAGCAGACCUUGCAGGUCAACGUCCUGUCGACAACAUACCUGGCGUUGCUGCUCAUCCCACAACUCCGAGCCAGCAAGACCGAGAAGUACAACCCCGUCCUCGAGAUCGUCGGCUCGUCCAACGCCUACAUCGUCAGCAAGCUAGUUUCCGAGACCGCGCCAUUCGCGGCGUACAACAAGCCCGAGAACUACAGCCCCGCUCCCAUGUACAACACCAGCAAACUCUUCGUCGGCUACGUUGAGCAAGAAUUGACAGCGCUGGUGGCCAACAAAGAGACUGGAAGACCUGACGUGUUCCUCUCGGUCGUGUGUCCGGGAGCAUGCAAGUCCGAACUAGGUCGCAAUGCCGAUGCAUGGUACUUCAAGGCUAUGCUAUAUGUCCUCGAAAAAUUGGUGCAGCGCACCGCGGAGGAGGGAGCGAGGACGUAUAUCAGUGGUGUUGAUCAGGCCGAGAAGAUCCAUGGAGGGUUUUGGAAGAACGAUGAAAUCAGGCCACCAGCGCCUCUCAUGCAAGGUGAGAAGGGCAAGAAGCUGCAGCAAAUUGUAUGGAAGGAGGUGACAGAUGCUCUGGCGAGAGACGUGCCGGAGGUGAGGCAAUUGGCUGCAUUGUGA